GGAACCUUACGCUGGUUCCCCUUCGUCUCCUCUCCCGGCCCGGGCCAUUAGGGAGUUUGCUGACGCCGGGUGAGCUGAGCCAGCCGCCAAGAUGCCAGCCUAUUUUCAGAGGCCGGAAAAUGCCCUCAAACGUGCCAACGAAUUUCUUGAGGUUGGCAAAAAGCAGCCUGCUCUGGAUGUUCUUUAUGAUGUUAUGAAAAGUAAGAAACAUAGAACAUGGCAGAAGAUACACGAGCCAAUUAUGUUGAAAUACUUGGAACUUUGCGUGGAUCUUCGCAAGAGCCACUUGGCUAAGGAGGGCUUAUACCAGUAUAAGAACAUUUGUCAACAGGUGAACAUAAAAUCUCUAGAGGAUGUGGUUAGGGCAUAUUUGAAAAUGGCUGAGGAAAAAACUGAAGCUGCUAAAGAAGAAUCCCAGCAGAUGGUCUUAGAUAUAGAAGAUCUGGAUAAUAUUCAAACUCCUGAGAGUGUUCUCCUAAGUGCUGUAAGUGGUGAAGACACUCAGGAUCGUACUGACAGAUUACUUUUAACUCCAUGGGUUAAAUUCCUGUGGGAGUCUUACAGGCAGUGUUUGGACCUUCUUAGAAACAAUUCUAGAGUAGAGCGUCUUUACCAUGAUAUUGCCCAGCAAGCUUUCAAAUUCUGCCUCCAAUACACGCGUAAGGCUGAAUUCCGUAAACUGUGUGACAAUUUGAGAAUGCACUUAUCGCAGAUUCAGCGCCACCAUAACCAAAGUACGGCAAUCAAUCUUAAUAAUCCAGAGAGCCAGUCCAUGCAUUUGGAAACCAGACUUGUUCAGUUGGACAGUGCCAUCAGCAUGGAAUUGUGGCAGGAAGCGUUCAAAGCUGUGGAAGAUAUUCAUGGGCUAUUCUCCUUGUCUAAAAAACCACCUAAACCUCAAUUGAUGGCAAAUUACUAUAACAAAGUCUCAACUGUAUUUUGGAAAUCUGGAAAUGCUCUUUUUCAUGCAUCUACCCUCCAUCGUCUUUACCAUCUUUCUAGAGAAAUGAGAAAGAAUCUUACACAAGAUGAGAUGCAAAGAAUGUCUACUAGAGUCCUUUUAGCCACUCUUUCCAUCCCUAUUACUCCUGAGCGUACGGAUAUUGCUCGACUUCUGGAUAUGGAUGGCAUUAUAGUUGAAAAACAACGUCGCCUUGCAACGCUCCUAGGUCUUCAAGCCCCACCGACACGAAUUGGCCUUAUUAAUGAUAUGGUCAGAUUUAAUGUACUGCAAUAUGUUGUCCCAGAAGUGAAAGACCUUUACAAUUGGCUUGAAGUGGAAUUUAACCCACUAAAACUCUGUGAGCGAGUCACAAAGGUUCUAAAUUGGGUUAGGGAACAACCUGAAAAGGAACCGGAAUUGCAACAGUAUGUGCCGCAACUGCAGAGCAACACCAUCCUCCGCCUUCUGCAGCAGGUGGCACAGAUUUAUCAGAGCAUUGAGUUUUCUCGUUUGACUUCUCUGGUUCCUUUUGUUGAUGCUUUCCAACUGGAACGGGCCAUAGUAGAUGCAGCCAGGCAUUGCGACUUGCAGGUUCGUAUUGAUCACACUUCUCGGACUCUGAGUUUUGGAUCUGAUUUGAAUUAUGCUACUCGAGAAGAUGCUCCGAUUGGUCCUCAUUUGCAAAGCAUGCCUUCAGAGCAGAUAAGAAACCAGCUGACAGCCAUGUCCUCAGUACUUGCAAAAGCACUUGAAGUCAUUAAGCCAGCUCAUAUACUGCAAGAAAAAGAAGAACAGCAUCAGUUGGCGGUUACUGCAUACCUAAAAAAUUCACGAAAAGAGCACCAGCGGAUCCUGGCUCGUCGCCAGACAAUUGAGGAAAGAAAAGAGCGCCUUGAGAGUUUGAAUAUUCAGCGUGAGAAAGAAGAAUUGGAACAGAGGGAAGCUGAACUCCAGAAAGUACGAAAGGCUGAGGAAGAGAGGCUGCGCCAGGAAGCCAAGGAGAGAGAAAAGGAGCGUAUCUUGCAGGAACAUGAACAAAUCAAAAAGAAAACUGUCCGAGAGCGUUUGGAGCAGAUCAAGAAAACGGAACUGGGUGCCAAAGCAUUCAAAGAUAUUGACAUUGAAGACCUUGAAGAAUUGGAUCCAGAUUUCAUCAUGGCUAAACAGGUUGAACAACUGGAGAAAGAAAAGAAAGAACUCCAAGAACGCCUGAAGAAUCAAGAAAAGAAGAUUGACUAUUUUGAAAGAGCCAAACGUUUGGAAGAAAUUCCUUUGAUAAAGAGUGCUUACGAGGAACAGAGAAUUAAAGACAUGGAUCUGUGGGAACAACAAGAAGAAGAAAGAAUUACUACAAUGCAGCUAGAACGUGAAAAGGCUCUUGAACAUAAGAAUCGAAUGUCACGAAUGCUUGAAGACAGAGAUUUGUUCGUAAUGCGACUCAAAGCUGCACGGCAGUCUGUUUAUGAGGAAAAACUUAAACAGUUUGAAGAGCGGUUAGCAGAAGAAAGGCAUAAUCGAUUGGAAGAACGGAAAAGGCAACGGAAAGAAGAACGCAGAAUCACUUACUAUAGAGAAAAAGAAGAGGAGGAGCAGAGAAGGGCAGAAGAGCAAAUGCUGAAAGAGCGUGAAGAGAGAGAGCGCGCUGAACGAGCGAAACGCGAGGAAGAGCUACGAGAGUAUCAGGAGCGGGUGAAGAAAUUAGAAGAAGUGGAAAGGAAAAAACGCCAAAGGGAGUUGGAAAUUGAAGAACGAGAACGUCGUAGAGAGGAAGAGAGAAGACUUGGCGAUAGUUCACUUUCUAGAAAGGACUCUCGCUGGGGAGAUAGAGAUUCAGAAGGCACCUGGAGAAAAGGACCUGAAGCAGAUUCUGAAUGGAGAAGAGGCCCACCAGAGAAGGAGUGGAGACGUGGAGAAGGGCGAGAUGAGGACAGGUCUCAUAGAAGAGAUGAAGAGCGGCCCCGGCGUCUGGGGGAUGAUGAAGAUAGAGAGUCCUCUCUUAGACCAGAUGAUGACCGGGUUCCUCGGCGUGGCAUGGAUGAUGACAGAGGCCCUAGACGUGGCCCUGAUGAAGAUCGAUUUUCUCGUCGUGGGGCAGACGAUGACCGGCCUUCCUGGCGUAACACAGAUGAUGACAGGCCUCCUAGACGAAUCGCUGACGAAGACAGGGGAAGCUGGCGUCAUGUGGAUGAUGACAGACCACCUAGACGAGGACUGGAUGAGGACAGAGGAAGCUGGCGAACAGCUGAUGAGGACAGAGGACCAAGACGUGGGAUGGAUGACGACCGGGGGCCGAGGCGAGGAGGUGCUGAGGAUGAGCGAUCAUCCUGGCGUAAUGCUGAUGAUGACCGGGGUCCCAGGCGAGGGUUGGAUGAUGACCGGGGUCCCAGGCGAGGGUUGGAUGAUGACCGGGGUCCCAGGCGAGGGUUGGAUGAUGAUCGAGGACCUUGGAGGAAUGCCGAUGAUGAUAGAGUUCCCAGGCGUGGUGCAGAUGAUGACAGGGGCCCUUGGAGAAACAUGGAUGAUGAUCGGCUCUCAAGACGUGCUGAUGAUGAUCGGUUUUCCAGACGGGGUGAUGACUCAAGACCAGGUCCUUGGAGACCAUUAGUCAAGCCAGGUGGAUGGAGAGAGAAAGAAAAAGCCAGAGAGGAGAGCUGGGGUCCUCCUCGAGAAUCAAGACCAUCCGAAGAACGUGAAUGGGACAGAGAAAAAGAAAGGGAUAGAGAUAAUCAAGACCGAGAGGAGAAUGACAAGGACCCUGAGAGAGAAAGGGACAGAGAGAGAGAUGUGGAUCGCGAGGAUCGCUUCAGAAGACCUCGGGAUGAAGGUGGCUGGAGAAGAGGACCAGCUGAGGAAUCUUCAAGCUGGAGAGACUCAAGUCGCCGGGAUGAUAGGGAUAGGGAUGACCGUCGCCGGGAGAGAGAUGACCGGCGUGAUCUAAGAGAAAGACGAGAUCUAAGAGACGACAGGGACCGAAGAGGCCCUCCACUCAGAUCGGAACGUGAGGAAGUAAGUUCUUGGAGACGUGCUGAUGACAGGAAGGAGGACCGGGCAGAAGAGCGGGACCCUCCUCGUCGAGUUCCUCCCCCAGCUCUUUCAAGAGACCGAGAAAGAGACCGAGACCGAGACCGAGAAAGAGAAGGUGAAAAAGAGAAGGCCUCAUGGAGAGCCGAGAAAGAUAGGGAAUCUCUUCGUCGUACUAAAAAUGAGACUGAUGAAGAUGGAUGGACCACAGUACGACGUUAAGUCUCAAGAUAACUGAUUUAAACUGGUGUCUUCAAUAGGUUUGAUCACAUUCAAGGAUUAUUAUACUUGUGCUUCAGCCAAUCUAAAUUGGAUUCUUUAAUGUUGUUUCACCAUAACACAAAAAGCAUGAACUUGUAUUAAUCCUAUAUAAUAGAUUGAUCAUGCACCAUAUCCACAGGAGGUUGGAAAAACCAUGCCAUUUUCUGGAAUUUAGGGGUGUUGCAUUAUUUCAUCAAUCAUUUGUUGACAAGAAACCUAAAAAAUAAAUUUAAAAUGUGAACCUUCAGGUAUUGAGUAACACCUUUAUCUUGGUAUAGAACUGAUCUUUUUUUAAAAUUUUAUUUUGAAAUACAUUAAUUUGGAAUGAAGUAAGAUUCUGUUAAAGAAAACAUAUUUGAAGACCCUUUAGAAUCUGAAACGAUUUUCACACCUUUUCAAGUGGUUGAAAUAUACCUCUUUUAGGUAUUUUGAGGUAUUUACCACAAACUAAAUUUAGGAAGUUUUUAGAUUCACUUUAACAUUACAAACAUUGGAUGCAGUGUGGCUUUCUUUAGAUUUUACGUGAGAGAAGGUGAGUAUAAAGCAAUUUGCAGUUACUAUUGUAAUGACAAGAAUACUGCCCAAGUGCGAAUCCAAACAGUACAGCUUUUAAAUUUUAAAGCAUUUGGUCUAAGUUUUUUUUUUUUCUGUUGCCAAUAGCAAACUGCUUUUCCAUUAACGGAGAAUUCAUGCCUUUCAAGCAUUUUAAAAUAUGACAAUAUUUAUAAAUGUAUGGUUUGGAGGAAUCGUUUAAAUUCUCUUUCCUAAUAUUCUUUCUCUUCAAGAUAGAUUCUUUCAACAAGUAAUUUGUAGUAAUGACUGUGUUGACUUCAAUUUUGGAGUGUAGUAGCUAUGUUAAAGAUUAACUCUUUGGUCUCAUUGAAGCCAACACAGAACUUGCUGCUGUGUUUUUUCUUCAGUGAUAAAUAAAAUACUUACAGAAUUUG
Messenger RNA from Callithrix jacchus (white-tufted-ear marmoset), 5172 nucleotides. RefSeq names its product eukaryotic translation initiation factor 3 subunit A (gene EIF3A). Gene Ontology annotation, cellular component: multi-eIF complex; eukaryotic translation initiation factor 3 complex, eIF3e; eukaryotic translation initiation factor 3 complex, eIF3m. Gene Ontology annotation, molecular function: mRNA binding; translation initiation factor activity. Lineage: Eukaryota; Metazoa; Chordata; Mammalia; Primates; Cebidae. Gene Ontology annotation, biological process: formation of cytoplasmic translation initiation complex; translation reinitiation. The record is from RefSeq and is a predicted model, not a curated record.